Molecule: messenger RNA, 2504 nt
Organism: Pseudovirgaria hyperparasitica
Lineage: Eukaryota; Fungi; Ascomycota; Dothideomycetes; Acrospermales; Acrospermaceae
Exons: 2
Coding region: 156-2201 (681 amino acids)
Biological process (GO): osmosensory signaling via phosphorelay pathway
Cellular component (GO): Mcs4 RR-MAPKKK complex
Molecular function (GO): protein kinase activator activity; phosphorelay response regulator activity
Source: RefSeq, a predicted model, not a curated record
UAGCUGUUGAUGCUUGCUAUUGCUGCUGCUGUUGCUGCUGGCCGCCACACACACACACACACUACUCUACAACUCUAUCUCUCCCUCUUCAUUCCUGCAUCUCAUCUCAUCUCAUUUCCGGCUUUUACGCUUCCUUUGUCAUUCAUCAAUGGAGCAUGCCUGAUUUCAAGACGCGCUUCCACAACGCGAGGAUCCGCCUACUGAGGCGCUCGUCUGUGGCCCCGGCGGCGGAAAGCAAGCUGCCUAAGGCCGCCGCCAUCCUGCCUCAACUUCGGCCUUCAGCCUCCAUGGGAAAGCUCUCUUCUGCCAUCACAACAAGGCCGACAGGAGACUCGGCCAGCGACUCCAGCCACUCCAAUCUCGACAAGCAGAAGCCUGCCGUCUCGCUUCUGCUUGAGCAUGAGCUGCGACAUCCCUCUGCCGAGACCGUUGUCGACAGCCAGAUCCUCCUCCCGCCGAGCGCUCCUGGGAGCUUGAGCUCAACAGACCUGCACGCCCGUCACCACGACGAUAGCACUCCUGUUAGCGACUUGCAACUCUCCAGCGAGUCCAACGUCACGUCUGAGACUCGUGAGAUCACUCCAGUCGUCACGCUACAAGAGCCCUCGCCGUCCGUCCCAACCGCCAUGACCCCGACGCAUCGCAAGAUAUGGGUUAAGCGGCCCCAUGCCUCAGCAACACUGGUGCAGAUCAAGACUGAUGACCUGGUCGAUGACGUGCGGGACAUGAUAUUGAGAAAGUAUGCCAACUCGCUGGGUAGAAGCUUCGAUUCACCAGACGUCACUCUGCGCAUCCUGCCACGAGAACACAAUCAGAAGUCACAGGAUAGAACUCUGGGUCCGGAGGAAGAGAUAUGCAGAGUGCUGGAUGCGACGUUUCCAGGCGGCCAGACUGUCGAAGAGGCGCUGAUAAUCGAUGUGCCCCACAAAAGAACCCCAAAGCCGUCGCCGCGAGUAGCGUCGCAUCACGGAUACUAUGACCAAGAGACGGCACGUCCGCUGGAGAAUGGAGGAGAAUACUUUCCGCCUAUGCCUCCAGUGCUCAUACCAUCGCCAGCAGGCGGAUCCACUGUCUCCCACGAGAGCAGGUCCUCGCACCCUGAACGAUCCAUGACAGUCCUAGGCACUGGCUAUCUUCCCCCUCUCCCAUCACCAGGGGGCGAGCGCAAGAGAACCCACUCCCACCGUCCCAAGAUUGGCCGCCAUCACACCUCUUCACCUACAACUAUGGCCGCAAACGCAAUCAGCAACAGCUCAAUCCGCCCUCGCGGCCAACGCCACGACUCUUCCCACUCCGAUGCCAUGCAACACGCUGCCCCUGCGACAGCCCAACCCCUUCCCACGCCGCCCGCACCUGUCGAGCCCGUCAAGCCCGCUGCGUCCACACCUCCCAUUCCACGAGUUUCGUCGCCCAGGCCCGGCAUGAAAGGCCGCAAGCGUACAAAGGCAGGCAAAGAUGGCGUCGACGGCUCCCACUCGCUGAGCUCCGGCCUCCUCGACAAUGCCGUCCCGCCCAUCAACGUGCUGAUUGUGGAAGACAACAUGAUCAAUUUGCGAGUUCUGGGCGCGUUCAUGGAGCGCCUGAAAGUACGCUGGCAGCGCGCCAUGAACGGGCGGGAGGCAGUCACCAAAUGGCGUGCCGGUGGCUUCCAUCUCGUGCUCAUGGACAUCCAAUUGCCGAUCAUGAAUGGCCUGGAAGCGACAAAGGAGAUUCGGCGGCUGGAGCGCGUGAAUAGCAUAGGCGUGUUCAGCAGCGCGAGCAGCGUAGCGCCGACGAUGGGGCCCGAGGGCGAGAGGGGCGAGCUCGUCGAGGCAGACCGAUUGGGCGACGGCGGUCUCUUCAAGAGUCCUGUCAUCAUCGUCGCGCUGACGGCCAGCUCGUUGCAGAGUGAUCGACACGAGGCCCUGGCCGCCGGCUGCAACGAUUUCCUGACCAAACCCGUCAACUUCCUCUGGCUCGAGCAGAAGAUCAAGGAGUGGGGCUGCAUGCAGGCUCUCAUCGACUUUGACGGCUGGCGCAAAUGGAAGGACUUUGCCGCGCAGUCGGACAGCUUCAAGGGCAAAGGCAAGGCCGGCAUGGGCAGGGAUAAGAAGAGCAGCGCGCUCAAGAAGCUGGUCGAGGAGGGCGCUGAGAGCAGUAGCACCACGACCACGACUGGGCAUGAGACUGGGCAUGAUAAGGGCGAUUCGAGCGCGAGUUGAGUGUGGGUCUUCUGGUGGGCAUGUCGAUGUGUGUCGAGACGGCGGACUGGGGUUAAUGGGAUUAUGCUUGUAUUGUUCUCAUUGUCAUUGUCAUUGCAGGGCGUUGGAGGCGUGACUUGCGUGCGUGUGUUUCCUGCACGGCUGGGAUGGGAUAUAUUUGUAAUCGAUGGGUACAUGGACGGUACGGGACACGACAAGGACAGGCAGGACAGCAGAGAGCAGAGCAGAGCAGAGCAGAGCAGUGCAUAGCAGAACAGACGUGAUACCAACCGGCACGGGAAUAGAACAACAUCAGUCCUUUCC